GAAAGGUCGACAGUCGACAGGCUGAACGGAUGUUUUGGAGCAGCCAGGGUUUCUAAAAAGCUUGCGAGGACCAAGCUUCCUGGCUUGUUGUGUUGUGGAUGGUGAUCCUAGCUAGCUAGAGUUGCCUCAUCCUAGCUAGAGUCGCCUCAUACACCUGCCACAUUUGUAUGAAGGAGUUUCCCUUGAGGGCUGCUAGCUAGCUAAUAGUAGUAGAUCUCCUCUACCGUUCCUUCAAUUUCGUUCGAUUUGAAGAUUGAAAGCAAGGAUGAACAUAGGAGCCGAAGCACCAAUAGACCAAGUGGCUGUAAGAGCAAAUGAAGACGUCGAAGGGGAGAAUCCCCCAAAUGAAGAGGUGAGGCCCCGAAACGAGGAUGCCCCUGCUCCUGCUCCAGAAGAAGAAGAUGGAAGCGAAGAAAACCAACGACCUGAAAACGAGAAUGCUGCUCCGGAAGAAGAUGAUGGGAACGAAGAAAACCAUCAGCCCCAAAACGAGGAUGCUGCUCCUGCGGCAGAAGAUGAUGAUGCGAACGAAGAAAAUCAGCAGCAACGUCCAGUGCCCCCUCCAGUGGAUCGGUCCAUGGACCUUACAAAUCAAGAACGCCAAUGGGCUCGGACCAUCAAAGCAGCCAUUGAGAGCUGCCCUGAUCUGGACAAACUCUCUGAUUUUGAGUACUGCCAGUUGGCAAUUAUUGAUCAGGGUAAUGUGGGAGCUGCUGUUGACAGAGCCGUAUCCUUACAGGGAUUUCGGCAGGAAUAUGAUAUUCCAAAUACUCUGGAAGAUGCACUAGUGGCUUUGCGGAACCAUGUAUUAUUGAUGCCCCAAUUCAUUCUCGAUUUUCCCUACAACCACUCCUCUGGUGGAUACACCCUUAUUGAAGAUAUGAGACGCUGUGAUCUGCAGAUACUGGGAACAGAGAAAGGUUGGAAAAUGCAUGCUGCAGGCCUCUACUAUAUGUUGCAUGCCAUGGGCCCAGACUUCCACAGUAUUCGAACUGGGAUCACAUAUGUGUUUGAGUGUGAUAGAUUCAGUUUGGCCUCCAACUUGGACUUCAAGAUUACAAAGAAUGUCUGCACAGAUGUGUUCUGUGUGUACCCUUUUACCACUCACAAGCUGAACUUCUUUCAUACUGGCCUCUUUGCCAACAUGCUGAUCUCCUCAUGUCGCACGGUGUUGCCCAAGUCAAUUGCUUCCAAAUUCCAUGUUGGUUGUGUGUUCCCUGAUGGUCGCUUGAGCCAAUUUUACAAUACACCUGAUCCACAAACUGCAAUGGAACGAACAAUCAGGAACAUGCAAAAGAGUGUUCGGAGACGAUACGCAAUGCAAGCUGCGUUUCAAGUGGAUUGCACUAAUCAUAUGUAAAUAAUUGCUUUGUUGCUCUGAUGU
This is a messenger RNA of Seminavis robusta, 1384 nucleotides long. Lineage: Eukaryota; Bacillariophyta; Bacillariophyceae; Naviculales; Naviculaceae. The record is from the annotation of a GenBank genome assembly.